AUGGAGAAGCUUAUUUCAAGCAGGUACAAGGAAAGACCCUUGCCUGAGACUUACAUAUUCCCACCUGAUGCAAGACCAGGGAAGCUUGCCGUUCCUUUGUGCAACAACAUUCCAGUGAUCGAUUUGGGCGGUGGAGCAGAAGAAGCUUCGGAAUCUGAUGACCGAAGAACCUAUAUAGUUGAGCAAAUACUCAAGGCUAGCCAAGAAUUUGGAUUUUUUCAGGUAAUUAAUCAUGGCAUAUCAGAACAUUUGUUGAGUGAGACAAUGGGUGUGUUCAAGGAGUUUUUUGAAGAGUUGCCUGCAGAGGACAAAGCAAGCCUCUACUCUGAGGACCCCAACAAAAGCUGCAGGCUCUUCACCAGCAGCAGCACUGGAAAUUAUGAAGGGGAAGAUGUUCAUAUCUGGCGUGACUGCCUAAAACACCCUUGUCAUCCUCUUGAGGAAUGCAAGCAUGUUUGGCCUCAAAAACCAAUUAGAUAUGGAGAGCUUGUUGGGGCAUGUUCCACACAAGUGAGGGAACUGGCUUCGAAUAUUUUGGAGCUAAUCGGCGAAGGACUUGGUGUUGGAGAUGGGUAUUUUAGGGAUGAACUAAGCCAACAAAUGUUACUCUCAGUUAAUUAUUACCCACCUUGCGCAGAACCAAGUUUGACACUGGGAUUACCUAAACACUGUGACCCAAACCUCAUAACCAUUUUACUUCAAGGGGAUGUAAAUGGUCUUCAAGUUUUCAAGGAUGGGGAAUGGAUUGGUGUGGAGCCUCUUCCACAUGCACUGGUGGUUAAUGUAGGUUACCAGUUACAGAUUAUCAGCAAUGGCAAGUUGAAAAGUGCUGAACAUCGGGCAGUGACGAAUUCAAGUGAAGCUCGGAUUUCAGCUGGGUUUUUCGUGAUGCCUUCCAAUGACUGCCUUAUAGAACCUGCUGCAGCUCUUAUUAAUGCAAGCAAUCCCCAACUUUAUAAAGGCUUCCAAUACAAAGACUUCUUUCUCAACUUCGGUACAAAGCUAGGUAAAACCGAACAAGUACUGGAUCGCUUUAAGCUCCAAGCAAGGCUAGCUAGCUGA
Messenger RNA from Prunus armeniaca (apricot), 1062 nucleotides. The record is from the annotation of a GenBank genome assembly. Lineage: Eukaryota; Viridiplantae; Streptophyta; Magnoliopsida; Rosales; Rosaceae.